This is a messenger RNA of Schistosoma haematobium, 1636 nucleotides long. RefSeq names its product GLI pathoproteinsis- 1 like 2. The coding region runs from base 1 to 585 and encodes 194 amino acids. The transcript has 5 exons. NCBI's taxonomy places the organism in Eukaryota, Metazoa, Platyhelminthes, Trematoda, Strigeidida, Schistosomatidae. The record is from RefSeq and is a predicted model, not a curated record.
AUGAAUAACAAUCAUAGUCUUAGAUGUAUUAGCAUUAUGGUUAUUUUAUUAUUCGUUAUUAUUAUUCUAUGUCAAUGUAAAAAAUUAAAAUUACCUAAAGAAGUACGUGAAGUAUUUCAAUUACAUAAAUAUUAUCGUAAUUCAAUACGUUUUUGUCAAAUGCCAAAUCAACCUCCAGCAAAACGUAUGUCAAAAUUAAAAUGGAAUACAUAUUUAGCAGAAAAAGCUCAACUUUCAGCUAGUCGAUGUGAUUACUCUUAUGAUAGUCCAAGUGAUAUGAAUUUUGAUGAAUUUGGUACAGUAGCACAAAAUAUUGCUGAUAGUCCAACAAUUGAAAAAGCAGUAGCCAGUUGGUUUGUUGAAUACAAGAGCUAUUCUUUUAAUGAUAACAAAUGCAAUGAUACAUGUAUGCAGUAUAAACAGAUAGUAAAAGGUGAAGAGACUGAGAUUGGUUGUGGUGUACAAAAAUGUGGCCAAAGAUUUUUAGUAGUGUGCAAUUAUUCACCAGCAGCUGAAGAAGAUAGACAACCGUAUGAAAAAGGCACUCAAGAGGAUUGCGAUGAUGUUGAUGAUGCAGAAUAUUAAGUUUGAUUUAGCUUAAUAAGAACUAUGAAUAAAUGACAGAAGUACUUGUAUGAAUAUGCAGCAAUACAGAUUUUAAAAAAAUAAACAAUUUGAUAAGUUGUUAUGUAACUUCUUAUUUCUAUUCACAUUUACAGUACUAAGUUGUCAAAAAAGAACAACUCGUAAGUGACAGUAUUCUCGUGUGGGACCGAUCAAUCCAGUGUUCGAAUCCCACGUACGAGAUCGUGGAGGUGCACUGCUGAAGAGUCCCAUGCUAGGAUGAAACGACCGUCCAGUACUUUCAGGUUUUCAUUGGUGAUCUAGCUUCAAUUGACUCAUGAAUUCAACUAGUAAAUUAUUAUAAUAUCCACAAAAUACCUAUCUGACUUUCGGUUUUCAUAUUGGCGUCUUAAGGUUCUACCAGUAAGACUGACCUUGAAUUUUAGGCUGUGAUUAUCUUCGACUCUAUUGGUCUAGAACGCAUUCUCUUUUUUUAGUUCACUCUUUAGUCUGAUAACAACGCAGAGCAAGCAGUAGUUCAGUAAUAUAACCGAAAUCAAUCAACUAAUAUAAUAAUAUGAAAUAAAUUAACAGAUCACACGUCAAUUUAUUCCCCGUGAACGAGGGAUUCCUAGUAAGUGCAAGUCGUAAGCUUGUGCUGAUUAUGUCCCUGCCCUUUGAACACACCGCCAGUUGCUACUACCGAUUGAAUGGUUUAGUGAGGUCGUUGGAUUGGUGUCGUUGUAGUGGCUUUGCCACUCGACUGAUGCUGUGAACAUGACCUAAUUUGACUAUUUAGAAGAAGUAAAAGGGUUCGGAUUAUUCCGUUGUUAGUAUGCUUGACUGAGAUUUGAUCAGUUUUGGUUUUUGUAUUUGUAUCCUGUGCCGAUUGUCUCAAUAUAGAUAUUAUGAAACAAGUUAAUAUAGAAUAAAUGGAAUGUGGCUAGCAAUGAAAUCCAGGAUUUGAUUUCAAAACCCUUGAACAAGUAAGUGGAGAUCUCGACUCAAAGCCUAAGUGGAUAACACAAUGGAAUCUGGAGCAAGUGGUACCUGGUUCGAGUCCUCGAGUGAG